CCUUCGUGAUGGCAUUAUUAAAUGUUAUUCUUAGGUUGUCGGUUACUCAUCACUAAAAUAAAUUAAUCACAAUUUACUAAAAAAUGUCGAGUUACAUAUACUAUACUUCGAACACCAGCCUAAAAGCAGAUUUGAAAAAGUUUCUAAAAUGCAGAUAGCAUAGGAGCAUUAUAAUCAAUGAUAGCAGACAGAUCACAGAACCAGAAGCAGACUGCGAGCAGACUAAAUAAAAGGAAAAGGGGACGUCUGAACAUUUAUACAUUGUUGGAACCUAGGCCUAGCAUAAUUUUUAGUGUGACGAGCUAUGGGUGUCAGAGGACUUACAACAUACAUUAAAACCAAUGAAAAGAAGUUUUUAAAACUCCACAAGCUACACAAUUGCACUAUUUUGUUGGAUGGAAAUAGCAUUGCUGCUAAUUUAUUCAUUUGGAGCAGCAUUGAGUCUGCCUUUGGUGGAGACUACGACAAGUUUGCUAAAUAUGUCAAAGAGUUCUUUAAACUUCUACAGAAGUGCAAGAUAAAACCUUUUGUGUUGUUUGACGGAGGUUAUGAACAAAGAAAAUUAAAGACUGUAUACUCUCGAUUAAGAGAAAAGUUUAGAACAGCAUGCCAAGCACAACCAUUUACUGGUUCCUUGAACUUCCCUCUGUUCAUGAGAAUUGUUUUCCGAGAAGUAAUGGUUGAAUUGAAUAUCCCAUUUGCACAAAGUGAUUUUGAAGCAGACGAUGAAUUAGCUGCUUUGGCCAGGCAACUGAAAUGUCCUGUCCUGAGUUACGAUUCUGACUUCUACAUUUAUGAUAUCCUCUACAUUCCUCUACCCUCACUUAAUCUUAUUCCUGUAGAAUUCAACAAAAGUGACUGUCAAGAUGUUGGACCAAAAUAUUACCUAGAAUGCAAAAUAUAUAGUGUUGAUGUGUUUAUUGAAAGUUUUGGUGGGCUUGAUAGAAAUAUGCUGCCUCUUUUAGCUGCCCUUCUUGGAAAUGAUUACAUCAAGCGUUCGGUUUUCAAAAAGUUCUAUACCAACCUGAAAAUUCCCAAGGGCAAAACAAACCAUCUCCAAAGAAGGAUUAAAGCGGUGAUUGAAUGGUUGAGACAUGAAACAUUCGAAACUGCCGUACACAAGAUACUGUGCCGUAUGAGGAAAAACCACAGAAGAUUUGUCAAAAGGCAACUAAAGAGAAUUGUCCAGGGUUAUGUUCAGUGUGAGAGCAUAUUAAGCGAAUAUCUGGGACUAGAACUUUACACAAAGAGCACAGAAAGUUUCAGUGUGUUGCCAAACUCAAGUCUCAGUAAAGUUGAUUCGUCAAUGGUCAACAUUAUAGAGCGUAUAAAUGUGGACUCCAUAGAGGAAGAAACUCUGGCUGAUGUGGACAAUAAUGAUGUAUCCUCGUCAAGCGAAGAAGAUUCCUGUGAAGAAUCUGAUGCAGACGAUAGUCCCGAAGGUGAUUACAACACAGCCAACCUUAUCAAAAACGACAGUGUAAAUGAAGUCUGUAGCUCAGUAACAAUUUGCAAUGGCAACAAUACCAAUGUUCCAUAUUGGUUACUCGAUUUUGCAAGAAAAGGGAAAAUCCAGUCUUGUGUUUUUGAUAUUUUGACUCUGCAGCAAUAUUUUUUCCUACCUCAAGUUGAGGACUUUACUCUUCCUCCUUCUCACCUUAUCAGCUUGAAACUUCUGAAUGCGAUUGUAGGGCUGUUACAAGGAGAAAAUGGAAAUCUAGUCAAGUAUUGGACAAGAAAUGGUUCUCAGUUGUGUUCAUACAACUUGGAGCCUAUUACUGCAACUCCCACUUCACAGUUUCCUCAGUGUGAAAGAAUCCCUGAUAUAAGUCAGGACAUUCGCAAAGCGUUGAUCUUGGAAGUUGCAGAAGCUGAUUUAGAUUUAACCUCAGUACCUGAAGAUUGGCAUUUGUUUCUUAUUGCCCUUGUGUUUUGGUUAAAAAACAUGAAACAGCCUGCACCAUCGGAAGCUUACUUGCAUACCAUGGUCAUGUGUUUGGUAGGAAUUUAUACGGUAGAUAGUUCCAUCGGAGUGUAUAGAAAUAGGCAGACGUUCAUGCGCAAGUACAGAAACUUUUUGAAUAAAGUUGUUGAAGCGAGAAGUAGAGAGAAACAAAAAUUGAAAGAUAGUAAUGAGGAGAGUGAAAUAGAAAACGAGAUUGAAAGUUCAGAUCUUAGCAAUCAGUUGAAGAGCGUUUCUAGCGAAGACUGUGUUUUAAUAAUUGAAACUAUUCUGCCUUAUCAUCAUGUUAGUGAACAAGUUAAAAUGAAACCAAAACUGUUUUGUUUAUCAACAGUUCAUGCCUUCGCUCAAUUUCAAAGUAGUUUGCUUCACCUGAUGAUUUUAAAUUCUAUACUGGGAUAUCCUUUGAAAGAUAGUUUUGUAUCAAAACUAUUUUCUGGGACUUUUGUCUACAAUGUCUUCCAAAAUUUUUCCAAACGCAACAACAUUGGGUUGUAUGUAGAGACACUACUCAGAACUUCUCCUUCUCUACUUAAACUGUACAAGAGUUUAGUUUGUUAUCUACAAAAAUACUUGAACAGUGUUGCUCUUAUUGAAAAUCCCACUAAAAGUCGUAGGAAAAAGAAGAAAGACAACAAAAGACUAAAAUUAGAACAAUCUCACGAAAGACGACCAGAAGAGGAAGAAAGCAGUGAAAUGUUUAUUGACGACAACAACAGAUUUUCAGGACUCUGUCUUGAGGAAACAUAAUUUGUUAAGGCUACCUAUUCAUAGCCUGCAAGAAAACAUAAUUUAUAUUUUACUCAAUAAGAUAAGUCCCUGUCUUGCAUUUUAAUACAAAGAUGUCUACAUCUUUUUAUAUCAAGUAAAACAUAUGUACUUAUGAGGCUAGUUUUAAAAUAUAACAACUCAAAAAUGAAUUAAUAGGAAAAAAUUUACAGUAAUUCUGAAACCAUCAUAAUCAUUAAUUAAUUAACUAUUAAACCAUUAUACUGUACCUACAACAUUUGUAUUAUACCAAGGCCACACUAAAAAACACGCCGUAAUGCUCCUCAAGCAUGACGUCACGAUAGAAGACGGCAAUGACGUAAUGUUUGCCGUUUUUGAUCAGCUGCUUGUUUUAAUCUUUGCUUGGAAAAUAAAUAAAUACCUCAUUGCCGCCUUCUAUCGUGACGUCACGCUUGACGAGCAUUACGGCCUGUUAUUUUUAGUGUGGCCUUGAUUAUACCCAUAUAAAGUGAUGUAGCAAUAGAAUUAAAUAUUUAUUUAAUCUUAUAUUGUUAUGAUUAAUUUUUGAAAUAAAUAAAU
Molecule: messenger RNA, 3271 nt
Organism: Macrosteles quadrilineatus (aster leafhopper)
Lineage: Eukaryota; Metazoa; Arthropoda; Insecta; Hemiptera; Cicadellidae
Product: protein asteroid-like
Exons: 5
Coding region: 305-2713 (802 amino acids)
Molecular function (GO): nuclease activity
Source: RefSeq, a predicted model, not a curated record